AGCAUCGAUGGGAGGAAAAUAAAAAUCGAUUAAAACCACUGUAAUUCGCGGGUGUAAAACCUCUCACUUUGUCCUUUUUCUGCGACCGUAGGCUCGCAUUGAUUGGCCUAUAACGCUGCCACCGUGCCGGAGGGGACGGCAGAGAGCAGAAGAGCUGCUCCGUUUGAAACCAAGUUGCCUCGGUAAGAGGGUUUAGCUGACGUGUGGAGAAGUUGAGACUGCCAGAGAGCAGAUAAACAAACAUAAACAACGCAGGGAUCAGCUGAGCGCCUGUUUUCCCGAACCGAGCCAGCAGCGCGGAGAGAUGUCAGGGGGAGCGAGUUUCCUCUUCUGUGGCCGACAAUGAUCCUCAGGAGACGGUGACUCCACACUGACACCAGCUCCAUGUCAACUGUCAACACUGGCACACAAAGACUCUCGGAAACACAACACGAGGAGCAGCCAUAGGCAUUAGCAGCAAACCCCCUGCUUCUGCCACUGUAUCUUUGUCAACACAUAGCCAGGCUAGCAUGGACAGCCAAUGAGUUUACCCUCCACUUUUCAGCUGUAACGACACGAAUAUAUAUUACAGUGCAAGGAAACGGAGAAGUGGGAUUAACAUGGCCCACCAGGCAACCCCUAGUUCCCAGAAGGCCCUGAUGAUGGAGCUGAAGUCUCUGCAGGAGCAGCCGGUGGAGGGUUUCCGCAUCACUCUGGUGGAAGAGUCGGACCUCUACAACUGGGAAGUGGCCAUCUUUGGGCCCCCGAACACCCUGUAUGAGGGAGGCUACUUUAAGGCUCACAUCAAAUUCCCAGUCGACUACCCGUACUCCCCACCAACCUUCCGCUUCCUCACCAAGAUGUGGCACCCCAACAUCUAUGAGAACGGAGACGUGUGCAUCUCUAUCCUGCACCCUCCUGUCGAUGACCCUCAGAGCGGGGAGCUGCCCUCUGAAAGGUGGAACCCCACACAGAACGUCAGGACCAUCCUGCUCAGCGUCAUCUCUCUGCUCAAUGAGCCCAACACCUUCUCUCCAGCAAAUGUGGACGCCUCUGUCAUGUUUCGCAAAUGGAGGGACAGCAAAGGCAAGGACAAGGAGUAUGCAGAAAUUAUCAGGAAACAGGUGAUGUCGACAGCGGCGGAGGCUGAGCGCGAUGGGGUCAAGGUGCCGACCACAUUGGCGGAGUACUGCGUCCAGACCAGGGUCCCCUCCCAGGACAGCAGUUCAGACCUUCUCUAUGAUGACCUCUAUGACGACGACAUGGAAGAGGAGGACGAGGAGGACGAUGAGAGCGAGAUGGAGUCCAUAGGUGAAGCAGGGGGGUUCAGCGCCGUGGAGGACGGUGGGACGUCCACCAGACGUUACGACAACCAGGACGACUCUGGCAACGAAGACUCAUGAUGAUCUGGAUGAUAAAUGAUCCUUGCCAACUCCCCCCACCACCCUCCUCCUUUUGUGUGUUACUUUCUGUGUGUGUGUGUGUGUGUGUGUGUGUGUGUGUGUGUGUGUGUGUGUGUGUGUGUGGUGUGUGCGCGUGUGUGUGUUUGUAUGUGCACAGUGGGGUCAAAAGUCUACUGCCAAGAACUUUUCAUCAUUUAUUAAACAAAUACAAAUAACUAGUCAAAUAAUAGGUUUCAAAUACUAUGACAUGAGUUUUCAGCUAAAGUUUGUUGGUACUGUUUUCACUGAAAGUCAGAAUUUGGUGUUUCCACCAUUUGCCUUAAUUACAGCUUGCACUCUGUCCAGCUACACAUGUUUUGCAGAGUUUAAGAAGUGAAAUUCCAGCACUGUUUGAGAGCACCACCUGUGUUUUAGAUGUUAUAUUUUGUGUUUUUAAAUAUUCCCAUUGAUGGCAUGCAUCUGCAGAACAGAGCAGUAUUUCUGUAGAGACCGCUACAGUGUUUCACCGUAGUCUUCAUAUUAGAAUUUAAUGCAACCAGCUCUUCACAUCCUAUUCUGCAAGUUGUUGAGUUGCUACCAUGAACCGUAACUCUAACUUUUUUUUUUUCCCCUCUCACUUGUAAACCAGUUUAUUCAGUAUUAUUUAGGGAUGCACUGAUCUGACUUUUACAGUUCAAUACUGAUACCUCGGCUUUAGGUACUGAUCCAAUACCAGUAUUUUAUCAAUGUUUGCCUCAAUGUGAGGAAGAGUCAGGCUUGACUUCAGCAUUGUUUUCCUAACGUCGUAAAACAAAAACAAAAAAAAUACAUAGAUAUAAAUGUACUGAAUUGUUAUUCCAAUACUAGAUCAGCCAGAUGUCAGCAAUAUGUGAUCCAGCUUUAUGUGUUCGUAUCGGACAGAUAUCCACAGUAUCAGUAUCGGUGCAUCUCUAGUAUUGUUCAUUCAGACUUGUUUUGUCGUUGUGGUUUCCUACAAUUUGAGGGUCUUUUAACUCAAGUUUUGUCAGCUAGAGUUCCUUUGUUCCACUGGCCUCGUCUCUCGGAUGCAGAUGCAGUCCAGUCUCGUAAACAUGCCAGCUUUAUGCUCUGGUAAUCAGGUGGUGCCAUCUCUGUCCCAGUUUGAAUGAAUAUUUCAUGUUUUUUUGUUUGUUUUCUUUUUUUUCAAAAUCUCUCCAGCCAGCGCUUUGCAGCCCUCACAAUAUGACAAACAAUAUGGCUGCUUUGCAAAAUUAUUUUGUUCAACACAUUUUCAGGCAUAACCAGUAAUCAUAAUAACUAUUAACAAAGUGUAGUAGGAGCAUACACAUGUUCAUAUUUGAAUGACACUGUGUGCAGAGCAAAACAACAUUUUUAGAAGGUCUUUCCAUCACAUGUAUUCUACAUCUGUAUUUCAAUUACUUUUAAGCAUUUUCCAAAGAAAAAAAAACGUAUCAAUUAUAAGUAAUGUAUUCUCUUUUGAAAACCAUCAGCUAAGUAAAUAACUUAGUUUUUGAUAAAUGAUGAAAACAAACUGUCCUUGUGGUGGUCUCUUGAACCCCACUGUUGCUGGUCAGCUGUUUGUCUGGCAAGUCCAUGGUUUUAUGUUAAGUCUUGCUCUGUCUUUCCUUGUCGCCCUUUAUGAGUUUUUUUUAAUGUUUAUUUAGUUGACAUUUUGUCCUCCUCGACUUGUGUCUUGUAUUUUCUGGGAUGGUGCAGAACGUCUGACCAACGGAUUUGGCUCUUUAACUAGUUGAUGAGCUGGCCGGCUGGCCGGCUUGUCCAGUCACUGUCCCAUGGCAGAAUAUCUCUGUCCCGCUCAUGCUUGUCUGUUCAACUUUGAUGCAAUCAACUUAAACUUGCAAUCACAGGCUCUGCUGUGACUCACUCCACCCUCUUGGACCCACCUUCAGUAGUGUCCAUCACCACUGCUCCCUUCACGACCCCUCAAAGUAAACUCAUUAGGUUGAGGGUGAACAAGGUGAAGACCUUUUUCUGACACCACCUCCUACACCUCUCUCUGCCUCUUAAACCUCAGGGCCUCAACAAGACUUUCACUGAGAGAGAAAAAACAGUAAAAUAGAAACUUAACACACAAACUGCUCCUCACCUUCAUUUUAUUUCUGAUUUUUCUGUAUCACUGGUGUUCUUAGAUGGCAGAGAGUGACCUGAAAGUCUCCAAUCCCACCGCCAGCGGAGUGUUGCUGUUGGUCCUGAUUAGGGUCCUUUUAAGUUGUUUCCUUCUUGGUAGAUUAGACUCAAAUGAAAAACAAAAAAAUCAAAAUAUGAAAUGAUAACUUUCUCCUCCAGACGAUGCUCACAUUAUGUUGCGAUCGAUGUGAAAAUGUUACGUUUUUUGCGCCGUGAGUCCAACUUACGCUUACUGCAACUUAGUGAAAAUUGGACGUUGUUAACUGUGCUACAACACAUCCAGAGUAUGUUUAUCGACAGGGACAAAAUCAACAUGCAGCUUAGCUACACAUUAGCAUUUGAAUGAAUAUGACACUGAUUGCCUGUUAUCUGUGUGCGUGUGUGUGUGUGUAUCAUUUCAUUUACUAUUCAUCUAUUGACAGUGUCUCUGUGGAAUCAGUGCAGACUUCUGUCACUUGAGUGAGUUUGCCCAAAUGACCUUUUGGACUUUGUCCAGUUGAGAAAACAUUCAAUGUGUGUUUGCACUGUGCUGUUUUGGGAGGCCUGAACUUGCUGAGGAUUUGACUGAUAAAAAAAACAACAAAACACCCUCUGAGUAUUAAACCCUUGAACACACUGAGCAGCAUUAUGUGACUAAUAUUACUCGUAUGGCAUCAAGCAAACCAUGAGUUCACAGGUUUGAGCUGCAUUUUAUGGUCGUGGGUGUGAAUCUGUUAAACCUGUUCAACACAACAGCACACUGGGCAAACCUUUUGAUUCCAAUGGAUGGAUUUUAUGCCAAGGAAACCAAGUGCAACCCGACAACCGUUAUUUUAAGGACUAUGGAGCAAUGGAUGCAUGUAGAGGAUUUUCAAGCUGAAACUCUUUAAGAGAUGCAUUUUGCAUUUUAAUGUGAAGCCAAAGGAGUGAAAUUUUCCCCCCUAGACCCUGUGCUUUCAAAGCCCAGAGAGACUGAAUUCUGUUGAGGAUGCGGAGAGACUAAAGGCAAGAGGAAAUCCACACCUAAACCAGAUCUUUAAAGGAUGUGAUAUCAAGGCACAAUAGGAUGUGGGUGGAUGCCAGAGAUUCUGGACUUUGCUUCAUGUGGUCCCCAUUUUUUGCCCAUUUAUCACCAUAUAGAAAGGAAGUUAAGUCAUAGUAAACAUAAGUACUUAUCUUAUGUGUGUGUGUGUGUGUGUGUGUGUGUGUGUGUGUGUUUAAAUAUGAAGCUCUCACCAGCAGCCAGUUGGCUUAGCUUGGCAUAGCAUAAAGACUAGAAGAAGGGGGAAGAAGCUAGCUUUAUUUCAUCCCAAAGUGAAUGAAACAGCCUACCAGAACCUCUGAAGCUCACUAAUUAACAUGUUGGACUUGUUUGAAUAAUCUGUUCGAAAAUUGAAGUGUAAAAAUUACAAUUUGUGACGAUACAUGCCGGACUAUUUCUUGUCCAGGAGUAGUGACUUCAGUAGUUUGUGCUAUGCUAAGCUAACCGGCUCCUGGCAGUGACCUCAUAUUUAACAGACACACAUGAGAGCAGUAUCAAUCUUUUCAUCUAACUCUCAGCAAGAAAGUGAAUAAGCAUAUUUCCCCAAAUGUUGAACUGUUGCUUUAAAACCAGGUUUUUCCCCACUACAAAUUCAGAAACUGUCAUUGUUUCUAUCACUUAUUAAAGUUUAGGUCUAGUGUAGCCUGUAUGAUAGCAAUUGACUGAUGACAUUAGAGCUCUUUAAUCUUAAAGUCAUCCACUUUUUUAACUUAAAUGUAUGCCUUGUUUUCAUAGGGGCAGGUGGGGAAAAAAAGCUAAGGGGGCCUUUUGAGGAAAUUCUCAAACUCAACCUAAGAAAUGAUUCACUAAAAAGGACCGCAGUUUAAGAUGUUAUUCCAUCCACACUGUUAAAUACAAAAAGAAAACUCUGAAUGAAAUCAUUUAGUUCAUUUAAUCUGUGUGUGCACAAGUGUGUAUUAUUUGAAGUGUGCGCUGACACUGUGAGAUCCAGCUGAGGAUGUUGCACAGUCAAACACUUAAUAGACUUACCUGCGUGUGUCUACAGUGCCACCACAACAUGUCCACACCUGUCAAUGUCAAUGCUGUCCUUGUUGGUUUCUUCUUUGAUUCUUUUUCUUUUUUCUUCAUCAUUUUGUGUUUGUGAGGAUGCAUAUGUCACUCAUAAAGUUUCUAUUGUAAAAAAAAAAAAAAAAAAAAAACAACAACAAAAAAACCCCCAAAAA
Scomber scombrus (Atlantic mackerel) is the source of this 5714-nucleotide messenger RNA. It is a transcript of the gene ube2r2, whose product is annotated as ubiquitin-conjugating enzyme E2R 2. The record is from RefSeq and is a predicted model, not a curated record. Gene Ontology annotation, molecular function: ubiquitin conjugating enzyme activity. Gene Ontology annotation, biological process: protein polyubiquitination; ubiquitin-dependent protein catabolic process. The transcript has 6 exons. The coding region runs from base 600 to 1382 and encodes 260 amino acids. NCBI's taxonomy places the organism in Eukaryota, Metazoa, Chordata, Actinopteri, Scombriformes, Scombridae.